AUGAAAUUAAUUUUAACAUUUGUGGUCCUUUGCUAUUUGGCCAUUUGCUCCUGUUGGCCAGUUAAUGAUGAUGGAUAUAAAAAUACUCUGGAAGCUAUUGAUGGUGCCAUUCGUGGUGAUACAGACAACGUUGAACAUUUGCGUUUAGCCCGCCAGUAUUUUGGUGGUUUUGGCUUCCCAGGAGGUUAUGGCGGUUAUGGUGGUUUCCCAUAUGGUGGUGGCGGUGGAUUUAGUAAUUCUCAAGCCUCUGCAUCUGCAUCAUCUCAAGGUGGCGGCUUUGGUUAUUACGGUUGA
Lucilia cuprina (Australian sheep blowfly) is the source of this 294-nucleotide messenger RNA. Its product is annotated as glycine-rich RNA-binding protein blt801-like. The transcript has a single exon. Bases 1 to 294 code for a protein of 97 amino acids. The record is from RefSeq and is a predicted model, not a curated record. Lineage: Eukaryota; Metazoa; Arthropoda; Insecta; Diptera; Calliphoridae.